CUCGCAUCGUAGACAGGCUCGCAUAGAUUAAUUUACUAUGCGCACUGGUGAACCUGACAAUUUACUGAUCUGUCAAUGUCAGUUUAAACAAAAAUUAAGGUUAAGUUACUUCGAAAAUUACAUAAUUUUGAAGUAAAUAUACAAAAUAAUAUUAUAAUUUUAUGACGAAUUAACCGAAAAAAAUGAUAAAAUUCGGGAUAAAAUCAGCGGUUUUGGGUUCAGCAGUGUAUUACACUAUUGAUAAAGGUGUUUGGAAAGAUAGUGCUACCACUUCUGCAUUGUACGAUGAACUCGAAAAAGGAGUUUCUCCUUAUGUCGGAGAACUUAAAAAACAAAUACCUUACGAGCUACCACCUUUACCCACAAAUGAUAGAGUUUCAUACCUUUUCAAGCACUAUUGGAAUAAUGGAGUAAAGGCUACAUUUAGUUUCUUGGUUGAUCUUCCUACACAUACCAGUAAUGCUGCAAGUAAGGCAUAUGAGUAUAUUAACUCUGCUCUAGAUGCAGGUGAGCAAAGUGUAAGUCCUCCUAUGCAAGAAAAUAAAUGAAAUUGUAUAGUAGAUUGUAUGUAUUUAUUUCAAAUGGAAUUGUUUAUUUAAAAUAAAAGCUUAAAAAUGGAAAAAAAAAUCUAUGUGAUCUAUUAAAAAUUAUUAUGGAUCAGUAUAUUAUUUUAAAAAAGGAUUGUAGUGUGAGGCAAUGAUUAAAAAAAAACAAAGUUUACCGUUGAAGGCAUAAUUCCAGUGUUCCAAAUUUUUUCGGUCCCUCAACGUGACAUAUUUUUAUUUCUUUUAUUAUCUAUCUACUAAUAUCUAAAUCUUAGUUAUUAAUUACUAUUAAAAUCUUAGUUUUUUUGGUCAGAGGUUUUGUAAAUUUAUAUUUUAGUUUUCACUUUUUAUAGGUAUUAUAUAUUGCUAAGAGAGCUCUUGAUUAAGUCAUCAACAUUCCCUUUCAUUUGAGACCCCACUUGAGUAUAUUUGCAGACCUUUGGUUACCCUUCCCCAUUUGCACCCCCAUAACUUGUAAAUGGCUAAACUAACUUUCAUCAAACAUGUCUAGGAACACUAGCACGUAAGUCACCUUUAUUAAAAAAAAAAAAAUUGAAAAUUUCUUAUCUAUUUAAGCUUCACAAUGCCACAGACAGACAAGCCACGUAAACUUAAAACACCCCUUCUUUCCUUCGGGGGUAAAAAAAAUUAUUAUAGGUCAGUAUGAUUGAUAGUUUGUUAAUGCUCUUACAAAAGGGUGUGUUGGGGCAAUGAUUAAAAAAAUAAAAUUUACAAAAACAGCCCACAACUGUGGCACAGUUUGAUUUAUUCCUUUCUUGCAGUGUCACAUACUUUACAACUUUACCUAAUAAUAGGAUCUGCUCCAUAAACAUUGUAAACAUUUCCAAGCUUCAACAAUAUUGCAGUUGACACAACAAAGACCUCACAAAACAUGAAUGUCCAUCACAAAUUUAAUAAAAAACCAUCAUUUUACUAAUUACCUAUUUAAAUUUAUAUAAGAUUCUUUAUGAAAGAAAGCUUGGUGUCAUCACAAAAAAUAAUGGUAUCUGAUUUAUAUGAAUUCAAAGAAUAACUAUGUUAAAAACUUCAGUUACAGAGAUACUAUUAUGAAUACUACAAUUUCGGUAAAUUUUAGGAAAAUCUUUAACAAUAUUAUGAAACAGUUGCGCAAAUGUUACAAACAAAUCAAUAAAAAUGUCAAUUCAUGUAAUAUCAAAUUUUAUAAAGGAAUUAAAAUUUUGUGCACUUUUAAAAGGUCUAAAACAAACAUUCAAAGGAAUGGUCUUGAUAUAUUAUUACUUUCUGUUCAAAUUACACUUCUUAGGAGUGUCCAGUCAUUUUAUGUACAAGUACUAUUUCAAACAUGUAGGAUUCAGUGAUGAAUUAAGGAUUCAAAGCAAAACAUUAUGUUAGUCAUCUCAUUACAGUACAAUAGCACACUUAUUUUGUAUUUAGAAUUACAUACUAUUGCAAAAUCCCCACAUAAAAAAGUUGCUUGUCCCCCUAGUUUUAAAGAUGAAUAUGUGGACUCUACUGUAAUUUUCGAUUUUAUAAACAAGCCAAAAUGUAUCAGAUUUAAAAUGUAAAAUUUAAUAUCUAUUUGUUUUUUUAUCAGCUUGUAAUAAAGGUAUCCUUAAAAGAGUAUGUUGAAGGAAGCUGUAGAUUUCAUUUCGUUAAUGUCCUGGGCAAGGCAUCCCGUUGCUAGGCAACAGUUUCGACUUCCAUAGGUUCUUCGGCGCCAGUUUUCUUUUUCUUCUUCUUGUUAGAUUUCGCGGAUGAGUUGAGGAGUGCCUGUGAAUAUUUGGUAUUAUUAUAACUGAUAGAUUUCGAAAAUAACUACCUUAUUUUUAUAACAGUGGUAUAAAAAUGUCGUAAUGAUUCAAACUGAAGUGCGAUCGAAACGCAAAUCGGCUCAAAAACGUUACAUUUAAUAUGCCCUGUGCUUGUUCAAAUCACACCAUGUGGAAGUAUGCUUUGAAAGAUUACAGGGGUAAGUAAUGGGCCUCAAUAACCAGACAGUAUUAUUAAUGUGAACAAUUUCUAUUUUAGUCUCAAAUGAUGUAUGUAAAUAUACUUACAUUGAGUUCAGGGUCCUUGAUACUGCGCUCACUCUUGCAUGUACUUUUAUCAAAUGGCAGGCCAGUGAUACGAUGUGUACCACUUGGUAGCAACAGGGCCGUAAAUUUAAACUGCGCCACAAGCUCACCGGGGCGCUCAUACAGAAC
Spodoptera exigua (beet armyworm) is the source of this 2731-nucleotide messenger RNA. Lineage: Eukaryota; Metazoa; Arthropoda; Insecta; Lepidoptera; Noctuidae. The record is from the annotation of a GenBank genome assembly.